CAGUCCGUGAGGCGUCUACGUAUAUAAUGUCUAUGUUUCUCUUUAUUUUGUCAAACAAUAGUGCGCACGCGCAGCGCGUCGUGCUACCAUAGCAACCAAGUCCGAAGCUCAACUAUUAACUAACAUGGCCAAAGCAACGUUGCUGAAAGAUGCUCUGUCCAAAUGGGAGGUGAAUACAAAGGAGAAGGCGAGUGAGGCCAAAGUUAUAAAACUAUACGGUCAGGUCCCACCAAUAGAAAAGCUGGAUGCUUCUCUCUCUAAACUAAAAAACUGCGAGAGACUGGCUCUGUCUACAAACUGCAUUGAAAAAAUAACUAAUCUUGAUGGCCUGAAGAACCUGAAGAUACUGUCUUUGGGACGAAAUAACAUCAAGGUGCUUAAUGGACUGGAGACAGUGGCUGAGACGUUGGAAGAGUUGUGGAUUUCAUAUAAUGUAAUAGAGAAACUGAAGGGAAUUGAGUCCAUGAAGAACCUAAAAGUCCUCUACAUGUCCAAUAACCUGGUCAAAGAUUGGAGUGAAUUUGUGAGGUUGGCUGAUCUGCCGUGCCUUGUAGACCUGGUUUUUGUUGGAAACCCUCUGGAGGAGAAGCAUUCAGCUGACGGGACCUGGAUGGAGGAAGCCCCAAAAAGAUUACCAAACCUGAGGAAGUUAGAUGGAAAACCCAUCAUCAAACGGGAGGUGGAUGAAGCAUCCGAAAAGAACUAAAUUUCACCCACUCUCAACCCCUUAAACCCAGAAUGGACCAAG
This is a messenger RNA of Thalassophryne amazonica, 748 nucleotides long. It is a transcript of the gene dnal1, whose product is annotated as dynein, axonemal, light chain 1. Bases 125 to 706 code for a protein of 193 amino acids. Gene Ontology annotation, cellular component: cytoplasm. The record is from RefSeq and is a predicted model, not a curated record. Lineage: Eukaryota; Metazoa; Chordata; Actinopteri; Batrachoidiformes; Batrachoididae. The transcript is spliced from 8 exons. Gene Ontology annotation, molecular function: protein kinase binding.